Molecule: messenger RNA, 1110 nt
Organism: Lathyrus sativus (Indian pea)
Lineage: Eukaryota; Viridiplantae; Streptophyta; Magnoliopsida; Fabales; Fabaceae
Source: the annotation of a GenBank genome assembly
AUGGGUGCCGCUGGUUCCAAGCUUGAGAAGGCUCUAGGUGACCAAUUCCCUGAAGGAGAACGUUACUUCGGUCUUGAAAAUUUCGGCAACACUUGUUAUUGCAACAGCGUCUUGCAGGCACUAUACUUUUGUGUUCCAUUUCGGGAACAACUAUUGGAGUAUUAUGGAAAUAACAAAAGCAUAGGGGAUGUGGAAGAAAAUCUUUUGACAUGCUUAGCUGACUUAUUUUCACAGAUAAGUUCGCAGAAGAAGAAAACUGGUGUCAUUGCUCCCAAGCGAUUUGUACAGAGGUUGAAAAAACAGAAUGAACUCUUUCGUAGCUAUAUGCAUCAGGAUGCCCAUGAAUUCUUGAACUUUUUGCUGAAUGAACUGGUUGACAUUCUGGAAAAAGAGGCUCAGGCAUCAAAGGCUGAUCCAGAGAUACCAGCACCUUCUGAAAAGGUUGCAAAUGGAUUCAAGAAUGGACAUGCUAAUGGACCUCAGAAAGAACCUUUAAUUACUUGGGUACACAAAAAUUUUCAGGGAAUACUCACCAAUGAGACGAGGUGCUUGCAAUGUGAAACUGUGACAGCUAGGGACGAAACAUUUUUUGACUUGAGCCUUGAUAUUGAGCAAAACAGUUCAAUUACAAGCUGUUUGAAAAAUUUCAGUUCCACUGAGACUUUGAAUGCUGAGGACAAAUUUUUCUGCGACAAAUGCUGCAGUUUGCAAGAAGCUCAGAAGAGAAUGAAGAUAAAGAAACCACCUCACAUUCUGGUCAUUCAUCUCAAGCGGUUUAAAUACAUGGAACAGCUUGGCCGGUACAAGAAGCUGUCUUACCGGGUUGUUUUUCCCCUUGAGCUGAAGUUGAGCAACACUGUUGAAGAUGCAGAUAAUGAGUAUUCUCUAUUUGCUGUAGUUGUUCAUGUUGGGAGUGGUCCCAACCAUGGGCAUUAUGUCAGCCUUGUCAAAAGCCAUAACCACUGGUUAUUUUUUGAUGACGAAAACGUGGAGAUGAUUGAUGAGUCUGCUGUGCAAACUUUCUUUGGAUCACCACAGGAAUAUUCAACUAAUACAGACCAUGGGUACAUUUUGUUCUAUGAGAGCCUUGGCUCUGAUAACAAUAACUAG